This is a messenger RNA of Planococcus citri (citrus mealybug), 4783 nucleotides long. It is a transcript of the gene Fs(2)Ket, whose product is annotated as Importin subunit beta Fs(2)Ket. The transcript has 17 exons. The record is from RefSeq and is a predicted model, not a curated record. Lineage: Eukaryota; Metazoa; Arthropoda; Insecta; Hemiptera; Pseudococcidae. Gene Ontology annotation, biological process: protein import into nucleus. Gene Ontology annotation, cellular component: nucleus; cytoplasm. The coding region runs from base 367 to 3027 and encodes 886 amino acids. Gene Ontology annotation, molecular function: nuclear import signal receptor activity; small GTPase binding.
CGAAAAGUUUCCGCCGAAUUCCAUCUUUUCCAAUGAACACAUGAAUUAAGAAAGUAGUCCCUUUCUAAUGGAGAAUUUAUAAUUCCGUUAUUUUGUAACGUAAACGUGAUAAUUCUUUGAAAUAAUUCAAAAGUUCUUAUUCAUACGCAGUGAAAAAAGUGUUGGUGAUAAUCGCGGAGAACUUAAAUCUGCAUGAGAAGUGUAACAACCGUAGAUGUGAAUUGUAUUUUUGUAAGUUCGUAACGAGAAUUCGGUUUGUACUUUUCGUUUGUUUUUACAUCGUACCGGCAACUUCAAAUCAGUUUUAGUGUGCAUUCAUCGCUGCAGAUUAAUAUCAUCACGUUCGUGAACAGUUAAUCAUUCAAAAUGAAUUCUGGUUCUUUGGCUCACUUUCUAGAGAAGACCACUUCUUUAGAUAAAACAGAAUUACAGCAAGCUCAACAGUUUUUAGAACAGGCUUUACAAACAAAUACACUCGACUUUAUCAAAGCGCUUUCAGAUGUCUUGGUUAACACUUCUAAUAGCCAGGUGGCUCGAAUGGCUGCCGGUUUACAAAUUAAAAACGCACUUACCUCGAAAGAUUCAAUUGUCAAAGAACAAUGUCAACAGCGAUGGCUUUCUUUUCCCGAAGAUAUCAGGCGUUACAUUAAACAAAAUGUUUUAAAAAGUGUGGGAACCGAAACGAAUAGGCCUAGCUCAGCUGCUCAGUGUAUUGCAUUCAUAGCGGUCAUUGAAUUACCCUUAAAUCAAUGGCAAGAUGUAAUUAGUGUGUUAUGCAGCAAUGUAAUUAACGAAUCAUCUAGCGAAGCUGUUAAAGAAGCUAGCUUAGAAGCUAUUGGCUAUAUUUGUCAGGAUAUAGAUCACGAUUGUUUAGCUCCGCAUUCAAAUACUAUUCUGACCGCUAUCGUUCACGGAAUGCGUAAAGAAGUAACGAAUCGUCACGUCAGGCUUGCGGCCACAACUGCAUUACUUAACUCCUUAGAAUUCACUAAAGCUAAUUUCGAAAAAGAAAACGAGCGCAAUUAUUUAAUGGGUAUAGUCUGCGAAACAACUCAAUGCACUGAUACGCAAAUUCGAGUCGCCGCUUUACAAUGUUUAGUGAAAGUAAUGUCGUUAUAUUAUCAGUACAUGGAACCGUACAUGGCGCAAGCGUUGUUUCCUAUUACAUUAGAAGCUAUGAGGUCGGAUGUCGAUGAAAUUUCUUUGCAAGGUAUUGAAUUUUGGUCCAAUGUCAGCGACGAAGAAGUUGAUUUGGCUAUUGAAGGUUCUGAGGCUGCCGAAUUAGGCGAACCACCUCAGAGAACGUCUCGAUUUUACGCUAAAGGCGCUCUGCAAUACUUGGUCCCAAUUCUUUUACAGAAACUUACUCAACAGGAGGAAAUGGACGACGAAGAUGAAUGGAAUCCGAGUAAAGCAGCUGGAGUAUGUUUAAUGUUGUUGGCUCAGUGUUGCGAAGAGGACAUCGUGCCCUACGUAUUACCAUUCGUGAAAGAUAAUAUCAAAAAUCCAGAUUGGAGGUAUCGUGACGCUUCUCUGAUGGCUUUUGGAUCUAUACUUGGCGGUUUGAAAACUAACACUUUGAAGAGUUUAGUCGAAACCGCAAUGCCUACGAUUAUCGAACUAAUGUACGAUUCAAGCGUGAUUGUUCGCGAUACCGCCGCUUGGACCAUCGGACGUAUUUGUGAGAUCACUCCGGACUCUGCUAUUAAUGAGACAUAUCUGUCUGCUCUACUCAACGCCCUUGUUGCCGGCUUGACAGCUGAGCCACGAGUAGCUACCAACGUCUGCUGGGCUUUUAUUGGACUGGCAGAAGCUAGUUACGAAGCAGCCAGCGCUCGCGAACAAACUGAUCAGCCCGCAACGUAUUGUUUAUCCAAGUACUUCGAUUCGUUGGUGGAAAAAUUACUCGAAACUACGAACAGAGGCGAUGGUGCUCAAGCUAAUCUUAGGUCCGCAGCGUACGAAGCUUUGAUGGAAAUGAUCAAGAACUCUCCGCAAGAUUGUUAUGCUACUGUGCAGAAAAUGACCAUUGUUAUAUUGGAAAGACUUCAGCAAGUCCUGGCUCUAGAAGGACAUUUGCAAAAUACUUCAGAUCGAGCACAAUUCAACGAUUUACAAGGAUUAUUGUGCGCCACUUUACAAAGCGUAUUGAGAAAAGUCACGCCUGAAGAUGCCCCCCAAAUAUCCGAUAGUAUCAUGGCAGCUUUGUUAGAAAUGUUCAAUUCGAAUUCCGGUAAAUCCGGUGGCGUUCAAGAAGAUGCUUUACUGGCGGUUUCUACGUUGAUUGAGAUCUUGGGCGAAGGAUUCCUGAAAUAUAUGGAAUUGUUUAAACCUUUUUUGUUCAUCGGUUUGAAAAACCACUCCGAACAUCAGGUUUGCUUAUCUGCGGUUGGUGUUGUUGGAGAUCUUUGCAGAGCGUUGAAAAUUGGUAUUGCGCCGUAUUGCGACGAAAUCAUGACCUUGUUGUUGAGUAAUCUUAGCAAUGAUUCGGUUCAUCGGUCGGUUAAACCGCAUAUUUUGUCGGUGUUCGGAGAUAUUGCGUUGGCAAUUGGACCCGCGUACGAAAAAUACUUGGAUGUGGUACUCAAUAUGUUGGUUCAAGCAUCGCAAAUACAAGUUGAUAGAAAUGAUUUCGACAUGGUGGAAUAUUUGAAUGAACUAAGAGAAAGCAUCUUAGAUGCGUAUACUGGUAUCAUUCAAGGCUUGAAAGGUGAUAACGCUACGACGGUAAACCCAAGUGUAACUGUCGUCGAAGCCCAUAUACCGUUCAUGCUUAGAUUUAUCCGAACAAUCGCCGACGAUGAUGAUAAUAACGAGAGCACCAUUGGUUCAGCUGCCGGAUUGAUUGGAGAUUUAUGUACAACAUUUGGUCAAAAAAUAUUGCCUAGUUUGGAACUCGAUGUUAUUAACAAUCUUCUUGCACAAGCUCGUCGCUCAAAAAUCGGCAAAACAAAGAAUAUCGGUCAAUGGGCAACGAAAGAACUUCGUAAAUUAACUAAAUCUAGUUGGGUGAUGAAAGCGCAGUAAAAACAUUUAUAAUAGAGCAAUAUGUUAUACGUAUUUUUCAGUACAACUGACGCUGCGUAGCGAAUUUUUUUAUAUGGCGAAAAUAAGUACUGGUUCAGUUUAGUAAUUUUCAAUUUUAAACCAACUGUAUUCUUAAUAAUGGUAUAAUGAUGUUUCCUUGUUGUAUGUGUGAUGCGUACAUAGUAUGUAUAACUGUGCUCCUAAAUCAAUUUUGUUUUUGAGAAUGUGAUUGGCUGUGUUAAGAGUGUUAUUUUAAAAUUAAUUAAGUCGCACGUAAGCACUGAUUUAUAAUAAUAAUAUGUUAAACUCUCAGGUUUUUCAUGAAAUUUUUUAGCUUUAAAAACGCUAACAAAAAAUUUUAUUCUUUACCAUUUUUUUCAGCGCUUACAAAAAAUAUAAAUUUUAAUAUUUUUCGAAGCAACGAAUAAGGCCUAAUUGAUUUACGUUACUGUAACAUUUGGCUAGAAAAAAAAAACGCUUUUGUGUGCUCUCUCGACCUAUUUUUUCUAUACCUACCUAUACCGUCUGGUUCGAGUACCUACGUAAUAAAAGUCUCAUUCCAUUUUGCCUAAGUUUUCUUAAUACGGUAUCCGUUGGGAAAUCCGAGAAAAAAGAUAGCCUUUUAUCGUUGCAAACAGCAAAUCCCGCCAGAUACGGUUUUUUUUCUAUUAAUGUAUUUUUUAAGUACAAAUGUGUUGUAUGGAUUAAGGUAAAUUUGUUAUUAUUUAAUAUAUCUGUCGUGACUGUGAUUAUUUUCAAACGCAGAUUUAUGGAAUGCAUAUACGGCGAGGGUCUUUUUUCCAUCGUUUACCUAAUUUUUUAUGGCCUAAUUGAAUUUUUAAAAAUCAUAAGAACCCUUCCGAUGUAAUUCCACGAAUCUGCGUCAUCGUGUGAUAUUUAGUACGUAUGUGAGGUAUAUUUUGCUAUUUACAAAAAAAAAAAAUCUCAUAUUUUUGUGAGCGUUUUCCUUUUUUUUCCUCUUUUAUUUUUUUCGAACUUCCAGUGGGAGUAUGUUGAGUUUAUAUAAUUUUUAUUGUGUGCAUUGUAUCAAUGGUUUAAUAAGUCUGAAUUAUCGUUAUGUAUAAACGUGUUUUAAUUAGUAUUAGAGUUUUAUAUAUUUGCGAUUUUGUACGAAAUUUUACGAGUAUUUUUGUUUAUUUUUUUCUCUAAUUUUUUUUCUUUUGCUCUUUUGUUUCGAGAAAAAUAUCUUUAUAUUUUUAUUUUCUUUUUUGCCCAACGAUGUUAAAUCGUUUCUGUGUUAUCAUCUUGCGAACGUAUAGUUACCUGUUUUUUUUUCUUCACGAGAGGUUAAACGUUUUGAAAAUUGUUUUAUCAAAGGUUUUAAUUUUGUUUUUUCUUUCUUUCGUUUUUUGAAGUAUUCUUCUUUUUUUUUUUUUUGCAAUUUUUAUUUUGCGGGUACAAAAUCGCAACUAAUUUUUUUGUGGCGGUUAAGUAUGUGCGUGUGCAUGUGUGUAUGUUGACUCCCUUAUUUCCCCGUUCUGAAUCCUGUGCCAUGAUUGUUCCUGUUUGAUUGAAAUCAUCAAAAGAUUUUUUAAUUGUAUAAUUGUUCGAUAUACGUUGUAAUAUUUCAUAGAAAACUCUUUUCCUCAUUUAUUUUUCUUUUUUUUCUUUUUCUUCUUUUUGUCGAGCGAAUUUUAUUUUAUUUGAAGAUACUUACUUAUUAAGUAUGUUGUAUUUUGAUGUGAAGAAUUAUACCAGUUAUACAUUUAAUUGAAAUUAUAGAAGUUGAUAUUUA